Toxorhynchites rutilus septentrionalis is the source of this 756-nucleotide messenger RNA. RefSeq lists its product as uncharacterized. Lineage: Eukaryota; Metazoa; Arthropoda; Insecta; Diptera; Culicidae. The transcript has a single exon. The record is from RefSeq and is a predicted model, not a curated record. Bases 1 to 756 code for a protein of 251 amino acids.
AUGACGGAUGAAACCUGGAGGAUCGUCUAUGAGCGGAGAAAGGCGAAAGCCGACAUUGGGCAGGUGCGCACUAGAUCGGCUAAAGCAGCUGCCCGCCAGCGUUAUGCUGACCUAGAGAAGGCAAUCAAACGAUCUUGUGGACGGGACAAGAGAGACUGGACCAACUCCUUAGCCGAAGAGGGAGAAAUAGCUGCCGCCAAUGGAGAUAUCCGCAUAUUGUACGAUAUUUCUCGUUGCCUUAGUGGUGUCAGGACAAAUGCCAGAAUGCCGCUGAAAGAUCGAGAAGGUCAAUUAAUGACAGAGCGUACAGAUCAGCUCAAGCGUUGGACUGAGCACUUCGGCGAACUCUUCCGAGCUCCAAGCGAGGAUGAUCAACAAAACCCGCAGCGUACGGUACCUACAGUGCGGCGCAUUAACCGCGUCAACUCCGCGGUGCCGUCAUUAGCUGAAAUAGAAGCGGCAAUGAAAAGCAUGACAUCCAAUAAAGCGCCAGGAAUAGACUGCAUUCCUGCUGAAAUGCUCAAAGCUGACCCAAGUGUCAGCGUAGAUGUUGCAUCAACUUUUCACAGAUAUUUGGAAACCGCGACUUUUUCGGCCGACUGGAUGCAGGGCAUUUUAGUAAAAGUCCCAAAGAAAGGAGAUCUUUCCGAAUGUGGUAACUGGCGUGGCAUCGCGAUGCUAUGUGUGACUCUGAAAAUACUUUGCAAAGUUAUCCUUAAUAGGAUACAAGAGAAAAUCGACGCUACUCUCCGAUGA